CUUCUUAUCCAGCUAGUUUGUUGUAUGGCUAUUUUUUAUGGAGGUAUUCCACAUUCAGUUUUAGCUAUGAUACGAGAGCAGAGCAUUAAAUUGAACCUCUUCGGAAAAAUGAAGAUCUUUGAAGAAUCGUUCAGGAUUUUCAUCUCCAAAGACCUUCUCAGGAAACGCAACUAAGUUGAAAACACUUUAUAAAUGCAGGAAAUGGAGUUUAAAUUUAGCUGGGCAAAUCGAAAUGUUCUCAAAGGCUGAUGUUUAUAUGAAUAACUACAAACAUUUCCAUCAUACAAUGGCAUUGCUCUGCAGUACCUAUUUCAAUCUUGCAGCGUUAUGUAGAGAGGGUUGGGUGAAGGAGGUUGUUACAACAGAGAACCCCACUGUUAACUUUUCUUUACAUAUUCAACUAUUGUUCGUCUGCAUUGCCAGCAAUGCAGCUUUCAGAAGGGUUUUUGACGACAUGAAAGAACGAGAUGGCUUCUCAUGGAAUGUAAUCAUCGCAGUUUACCAAAAAAAAGGGCAUUUUUUUGACGCUCUGGCACUGUUUCAACAAAUGAAAAGAUCAGAUGUUCAACCAGAUCACUUCACGUUUUCCAGCGUACUCCCAGCCUGUGCCAAAACAGGAGCUUUGGAACAGGGUAUCGAUAUCCAUCAGAGUGUAACUGAAAGUGGAUUUUUAUCAGAUGUUGUAGUUGCAAGUUCUCUGGUAGAUAUGUAUGCGAAAUGUGGAAGGAUGGAUAAGGCGCGCCAGCUGUUUGACAAAAUGUCGCGACCGGAUGUGGUUUCCUGGAAUGCCAUGAUUGCAGGAUAUGCACUAAAUGGGUUUGUUAAAAAGGCCUUGGAUAUUUUCAAGCGAAUGCAAUUGGCUGGUGUAAAGCCAAAUUCCACAACCUUUGCCAGCAUCCUCCCAGCGUGCGCCAAAGUGGGAGCUUUAGAACAGGGCAUGGACAUCCAUCAAAGUAUAAUUGAAAGCCGAUUGCAGUCUGAUGUUGUUGUGAUGAGUGCCCUGGUAGACAUGUAUGCGAAAUGUGGAAGGAUAGAGGAAGCGCGGGCUCUGUUUGACAAAAUGUCUCUGCGAGAUGCAGUCUCAUGGAAUGCUAUGAUUGUGGGAUAUGCACGAAAUAGGAUUCUUGAAAAGGCUUUGAAGACUUUUAAGCAAAUGCAAUUGGCAGGUGUAAAGCCAAUUUCCACAACCUUUUCCAGCGUCCUCCCAGUCUGUGCCAAAAUGGGAGCUUUGGAACAGGGAAUGGACAUCCAUCAAAGCAUAAUCAAAAUUGGACUUUUGUCCGAUAUACCAGUUGCGAAUGCCCUGAUAGAUAUGUAUGCAAAGUGUGGAAGCAUAAAUAAGGCAUCUGAUCUGUUUGACAAAAUGUUUCAACGAGAUGUGGUCUCGUGGAAUGCGAUGACUGCAGGAUAUUCACAAAAUGGGCUUGUUGAAAAAGCCUUGGAGACUUUUAAGCAAAUGCAGUUGUCGUGUGCAAUCCCAGAUUCCACAACUUUUGCCAGCAUUCUACCAGCCUGUGCCAAAAUGGGAGCUUUAGAACAGGGUAUAGACAUCCAUCAUACAAUAAUUGGAAGUGGCUUGCUGUCGGACGUUGUAGUUGUAAGUGCCCUGGUUGACAUGUAUGCAAAAUGUGGAAGCAUACAGAAGGCACGUGAACUUUUUGAUAAAAUGCCUCAACGAGAUGUGGUCUCAUGGAAUUCCAUGAUUGCGGGAUAUGCACAAAAUGGCUUGUGCAAGGAUGCUCUCAAACUCUUUGAACUAAUGGAGCACUCUGGAACCUACCCUAACCAUGUGAGUUUUGCUUGUGUUUUAUUUGCAUGUAGCCAUGCAGGUUUGGUGAAUGAGGGUUGUAAAUACUUCAAUGGCAUGAGUGACACUUAUUGCAUCAUGCCUACAUUCGAUCAUUAUUUGUGCAUGGUUGAUCUUCUUGGCCGUGCUGGCUAUCUUGAGGAAACUCUAAACUUUAUCUUUAAAAUGCCAAUCAAACCUAUUAUGGUUUUAUGGAUGUGUUUGCUUGGUGCCUGCAGCUCACAUGAGAAUAUGAGUGUAGGUGUAUAUACAGCAACUCUCCUUUUUGACCUGGAUCCUAAAAAUGUAGCAACUUAUGUUCAUCUGUCAAACAUCUAUGCAAAGGCUGGCAGGUGGAGUGAGGCUCAAAUGGUAAGGAGAUUGAUGAAAGAUGCAGGAAUAAAUAAGAUACCUGGAUGUAGUUGGAUUGAAGUUGAUAAAAUGGUAUAUGCUUUUUGUGUGGGGGACAGAUCACACCCACAGACACAGGAGAUCUAUGCCAAGUUGGAUACAUUGUAUUGUGAGAUGAAGGCAUCAGGGUAUCUGCCAGAUUCAGGACAAAUACCGAUUAAUGUGGAAGAGGAGGAAAAAGAAUUAUUUCUCUGCCAUCAUAGUGAGAAGCUGGCAAUUGCUUUUGGAUUGUUAAAUACAGCCCCGGGAACUACUAUCAGAGUCGUCAAGAAUCUUAGAGUAUGCGUUGACUGCCACACUGUAACCAAGUUUAUCUCCAAGAUUGUUGGAAGACAAAUUGUUGUGAGAGAUGCAAACCGGUUCCAUCAUUUCAAACAAGGACAAUGUUCCUGCAGAGAUUACUGGUGAUGUAAAGUGAAACAAUCUGUAAACAUAGGCUUGCACAUUAACACACUUGCAGUGUCUCAUACCUGCACUGAUAAGAAGGGAUCAAGUUUUUUUAUGGAGGAUUAUUCAUCUUCCUGAGUUAAGAGUCAAGGAUUGAGAGGUGUCUAUUCUGUUAAAUUCGUUUGGGGCAAUGAUCCCAGCCUCAUCUCUCAUGAUGUGACUUGAUCUUUGGUGAGCUCAUAAGAACCUUUCAACUUCACCAACAGACCAAAGAACCCAUUAACGAAGAGAUCAAAUUUUAUCUUCUAACUUCUAUAAAGUUUUCUCUGUCAUACCAGCUUUCAUUGCUUAUUAUGGUUAGGGUGUGGCUCAUUUCUCCAGCAAUUUAAAGAUGUAAACCAUGCUUUUCACUUCAUAACAGUAAAUGCCUAGUUCGCGAUUUGCAUCAGUGCCUUUGUAUGAUAAUUGGGUAUUUGUUAAAGCCCUGGUUUAUAAUACCAUGGAGGUGUAACAAUAUUGAACCAUAUUUUAGGAACCUCGACCAUCUCUUGAAGGAAAAGAAAGAGGAGAUGGGAAUGGAUAAAGGAGAACAUGAAAGGAACAGUUCAAGAAAAUGGAAAUAUCUGUGGCCAGCAGGAAAUGUAAAAACAAGGGCUACAAUUAAUUUAAUGGAUAGAGCAUCUCUUGAUAGUGCUUUACUCCAACCUUUUGACAAUUUGUAUGAUCCUUUUGUCUGCAUUAACCUUUUUUAUCGUGCCAAUGUCAAGUCUGCCAUUUGGGGUUAAGUUUAAAUCAUGUGCUCCAGAUUAAGGAUGCCAAUUUGUAUAGG
Messenger RNA from Cryptomeria japonica (Japanese cedar), 3413 nucleotides. RefSeq names its product pentatricopeptide repeat-containing protein At3g12770. The coding region runs from base 233 to 2605 and encodes 790 amino acids. The transcript has 2 exons. Gene Ontology annotation, biological process: RNA modification. Lineage: Eukaryota; Viridiplantae; Streptophyta; Pinopsida; Cupressales; Cupressaceae. Gene Ontology annotation, molecular function: RNA binding; protein binding; zinc ion binding. The record is from RefSeq and is a predicted model, not a curated record.